Messenger RNA from Etheostoma spectabile (orangethroat darter), 1144 nucleotides. Its product is annotated as gap junction Cx32.7 protein. The transcript is spliced from 4 exons. Gene Ontology annotation, biological process: cell-cell signaling. Gene Ontology annotation, cellular component: connexin complex. The record is from RefSeq and is a predicted model, not a curated record. Lineage: Eukaryota; Metazoa; Chordata; Actinopteri; Perciformes; Percidae. Gene Ontology annotation, molecular function: gap junction channel activity. The coding region runs from base 185 to 1108 and encodes 307 amino acids.
CCUCUCAGAUUGGGAGUUAGGACGGGAGGCUUGUUGUUGUGGUUGGGACGGUGUCCUUCCAGAUAAGACGCAAAAGGAACAAUGAAAGGACAGCUUCCUCUUCACUUUCUCUGUUUGUCUUCCUCCUGAGACAUCGGUCUCUUCAUCUUCCUUUUUUCAGAAAGCAGGACCACUGGCGACUAAGAUGGGUGAAUGGGAUCUGCUGGGCCGCCUGCUGGAUAAAGUGCAGAGCAACUCCACGGUGAUCGGCAAGGUCUGGCUCACCGUGCUCUUCGUCUUCCGCAUCCUGGUCCUGCGCGCCGGCGCUGAGAAGGUGUGGGGCGAUGAGCAGUCCAACUUUGUGUGCAACACCCAGCAGCCCGGCUGUGAGAACGUCUGCUACGACCUCGCCUUCCCCAUCUCUCACAUUCGCUUUUGGGUCCUUCAGAUUAUUGCUGUGGCGACUCCCAAGCUGCUGUACCUUGGUCACGUCCUUCAUGUGAUCCACAUUGAGAAGAAGAUGAAGGAGAGGAUAAAGAAGCAGGUUGAGUUCAGUGACCAGACCAGUCUCUUCCUAAGGAGGGCCUACAAAGUGCCCAAGUACACCAAGAGCACCGGCAAGAUCCGGAUCCGUGGCCGUCUCCUUCGCAGUUAUGUCCUCCAUCUUGUGGCCAAGAUUGCCUUGGAGGUUUUGUUCAUCGUGGGUCAGUACUUCCUCUACGGCUUCACCCUCCAGACGCGCUACGUCUGCGAGCGCUUGCCGUGCCCCCACAAGGUGGACUGCUUCCUGUCCAGGCCUACAGAGAAGUCCGUGAUCAUCUGGUUCAUGCUGGUGGCGGCGGUGGUCUCCCUCGCCCUGAGCCUGGUGGAGCUGCUCUACCUGUGCGUGAAGGCUGUGAAGGAGUGCAUGGCGAGGAGGCAGGACUACACAGUGACCCCCGUGACACCUCCACUUUCAGCGAGGAAAGCUUUUAAAAGCCGCCAUGAGAUGAUCCAAAAUUGUGUGAACCUGGAGCUAGAGCUCCAUGGAAGGAAGUCAGCGGCGAACGGGGCCAUCGGGGGGGUCAGCGAGGCUGCUAAGGAUGUAGCGUCCGAAAGCAGCAACAUGGGGGAGGAGGUCCGCGUCUGACGCCUAGAGUCAGGGACACGUGGUUUCAUGUGUCCA